Penicilliopsis zonata CBS 506.65 is the source of this 933-nucleotide messenger RNA. RefSeq lists its product as hypothetical. NCBI's taxonomy places the organism in Eukaryota, Fungi, Ascomycota, Eurotiomycetes, Eurotiales, Aspergillaceae. Gene Ontology annotation, molecular function: DNA-binding transcription factor activity, RNA polymerase II-specific; RNA polymerase II cis-regulatory region sequence-specific DNA binding; zinc ion binding. The transcript has 2 exons. The record is from RefSeq and is a predicted model, not a curated record. The coding region runs from base 1 to 933 and encodes 310 amino acids. Gene Ontology annotation, biological process: negative regulation of transcription by RNA polymerase II; positive regulation of transcription by RNA polymerase II.
AUGGCGACCGUGUUAGCUGACCAGAAGCGAUCCCAAUUACAGCCCGUCUGCCAGAAUUGCGGCACCUCGACCACUCCCCUCUGGCGCAGAGAUGAACUCGGCUCUGUCCUGUGCAAUGCCUGUGGUCUUUUCUUGAAGCUGCAUGGCCGUCCGCGUCCGAUAAGCUUGAAGACAGAUGUGAUCAAGAGCCGUAAUAGGGUGAAGACUGCCGGGCAAGGUGCCAAGCGCAAGUCUAGUGGCACUAUUGAAGCGAAUGGUCUGUCUGCCGCACGGUCGGAGGCCGGCACCCCGCCUCUGGGAUCCCACGGGUAUCGCCGACCGUCACGGAAGGCCUCGCCCGGUCAUUCGGACCGUUCCAACUCCCCCAUCUCCCGGACGGAAACCCCUGGCCUGUCCGCGAUGCAACAGCAUAACUCCAACAUUGCUCCGCAGCAUAUGUUCGAUAGUGUGACGCUGACCGACCACGUGUUGAACCCGCCCAACACCCUGCCUGCCCUGCAGCUGCACCAGCCGUCUCCUUCCUCCAACACCGUGGUCGAUCGUCAUCUCGAGGCGCCCCAGACAUACGAGGGCCUGUUGGCGGCCAAUACAUCUCUCAAAACGCGCGUGAACGAGCUGGAACUGAUCAAUGGGCUGUUCCGCGGCCGCGUCACGGAGCUGGAGCAGAGUGAUGCCACCGCGCGCCGAUCAGAGAUGAUCGUGCGAGAUUCUGAGGCCCGCCUUCGCCGCUCCCUAGAAGACGCUCAUCGUCGUGAAGAAGACCUCAAACGCCGUAUAGCCGAGUUGGAACGCCAGCUGGCCACCCGUUCGUCCGUGGGGGGCUCUGCCAGUCUCGAUAGCCCCAACCACGAGCCCCAGUCCAAAAAGAUCAAGCUGUCCGAUGUAGUGGAUAGCUCCUCUGCUUCUCCGACAAAGUCACCCAAGAGCAUCUAG